AGAUUGCUCUUCGGGACAAGCGGGGACGGGGGCGCCCGGCCGCUGGAUCUGCCUGUGGAAGCUCACUCGGCUGCCGCUGAAAGGAGGUUUGAGCUGCAGGGCCACAGAUUUGAAGCUGCUCCAGAGCAGCUGCGGCAGCCGCGCCUGGUCCGAGUGGGGCUGAUCCAGAACAAGAUUCCUCUGGCCACCGACGCGCCGGUCACCGAACAGGUAACUGCGCUACACGAACGCAUAAAAGAGAUUGUGGAAGUGGCAGAAAUGUGUGGAGUAAAUGUGAUCUGUUUCCAAGAGGCCUGGACCAUGCCUUUUGCUUUCUGUACACGAGAGAGGCUGCCUUGGACUGAAUUUGCUGAGUCAGCAGAAGAUGGACCAACCACAAGAUUUUGCCAGAAGCUGGCUAAGCAGCACAAUCUGGUUGUGGUGUCUCCCAUCCUGGAAAGAGACGCUGCGCAUGGAGAAACUCUGUGGAAUACAGCGGUGGUCAUUUCCAACUCUGGUUCUGUGCUUGGCAAGAGCAGGAAGAAUCACAUCCCACGGGUGGGAGACUUCAAUGAGUCAACAUAUUACAUGGAAGGGGACAGAGGACAUCCCGUGUUCGAGACCCAGUAUGGGAAGAUUGCUGUGAACAUUUGCUUCGGUCGCCAUCAUCCCCUCAACUGGCUCAUGUAUAGUUUGAAUGGAGCAGAGAUCAUCUUUAAUCCUUCAGCCACUAUUGGCAAACUCAGCGAAUCCCUGUGGCCCAUUGAGGCAAGAGAUGCUGCCAUUGCCAACCACUGCUUCACCUGCGCCAUCAACCGUGUGGGGACGGAAGUUUACCCAAACCCGUUUACAUCUGGAGAUGGAGAACCCGCCCAUCAUGACUUGGGCUAUUUUUAUGGCUCAAGUUAUGUAGCCGCUCCAAAUGGAAGUCGGACCCCAGGACUGUCACGAACCCACGAUGGGCUUUUGGUGGCAGAGAUGGAUCUAAAUCUUUGCAGACAAGUUAGCGAUAAAUGGAAUUUUAAGAUGACUGGAAGGUACAAGAUGUAUGCCGAGGAACUUGCUGCAUUUGUCCAGCCCAACUUCGUGCCCAGUGUUAUCAGAGAGUAACUUCUCUACUCAUAGAAAGGAGGAGGAAUCUCUCAAGACGUGUCCAUCUUUACAGGAAUGGAGAAUUCUUCUUUAGAUGGGCCCUGCGGCCCUCUGGCUUUUUUGAACCUGUCACUCCCUGACCGGUCUCCUGUAUUAAAAGCUGCCCUUGAUAACUCCUCAGUUGCAAAAGUGGUUUUGUAAAUGGGGCAUGGAGACAAACAUCUAAAACCUCCCACAAUAAAUGGAAUUAUUUGGUCA
Messenger RNA from Python bivittatus (Burmese python), 1329 nucleotides. Lineage: Eukaryota; Metazoa; Chordata; Lepidosauria; Squamata; Pythonidae. The record is from RefSeq and is a predicted model, not a curated record.